UGCGCGUGCGUGUGCGUGUGCGCGUGUGCGUGCGCGGAGGAGACGUUACGAGAAAGAGAGGGCCACUCUGUUGUGGAGGAGGACUAGGCGAUCGAAAACACAACAGAGAGGAUCUUUUUUUUUUUGCAGAGAUUUGGAGAGCUUUUUGCAGAGGGGGGGGCUCUGGAUCGCGUGUGGUUCCGGACCCGGGGUGCUCCUCUUGUCUCUAUGGGCUCGGCAGGCGCAUCCAUCGCCUCCCGAUAGGACAUAACGGGCAGGGCUGCCUCUAAUCAUUAUUUAUUUCACUCUCUCUCUGCGCCGCAACGUCGGGAGAACCGCGAUCGAGAGGAGGCGAGAACGGCGCUGAUCAUGGAUUAAUACUCGAGUGAAUUUCAUCUGAGAGGUUCCCAAUGUUGAACAUGUCCACCCCCAGCGAGCUGAAGUCCUCCUGCGUGACUCGCAACGGCAUGGUGAAGUUGCCCCCCAGCCAGGCCAACGGUCUAGGCAGUGCGAGUAUCACCAAGGGGACCCCUGCUGCCAAGAACCGCCUGUGCCAGUCCUCCUCGGUACCCUCCAUUCUGCCUCCUCCGCCAUCCUCCCUUCCCUACCACCUCCACCACCACCUGGAUGGCCCCGGUAUGCCCAACUCAGCCGCCUCUCUCUUGGGCUCCGACAUGGAGCCCGGAAAGCCUCUGGUGGCCUUGAAGUCGUCCCUUCGUCAACUUCCCCCUCUCACUCUACCCAAACCCAUGCUGCUGGAGCGCCAGCAAGUCCUGGAUGAGAAGCUGCUCAACCGGUUGCUCUGGUACUUCACCACAGCUGAAAAAUGUGUACUGGCGCAGGUGUGCAAGACAUGGCGCAAGGUGCUGUACCAGCCCAAGUUCUGGGAGGCUGUGACGCCCAUCUUGCACGCCAAGGAGCUAUAUACCCUGCUCCCCAAUGGGGAGAAGGAGUUUGUCAGUCUGCAGGCCUUCGCCCUGCGGGGCUUCCAGUGUUUUUGCUUAGUGGGCGUCUCAGACCUGGACAUUUGUGAGUUCAUCGACAACUACCCGCUGUCCAAGAAAGGGGUCCGCUCGGUCAGUCUCAAGAGGUCCACCAUCACAGAUGCCGGUUUGGAGGUCAUGUUGGAGCAAAUGCAAGGCCUGAUGCACCUCGAGCUGUCGGGUUGCAACGACUUCACCGAGGCCGGCCUGUGGUCCAGCCUGAACGCCCGGCUCACGUCCCUCAGCGUCAGCGACUGCAUCAACGUGGCGGACGACGCCAUCGCUGCUAUCUCCCAGCUCCUGCCCAACCUGUCGGAGUUGAGCCUGCAGGCCUACCACGUCACCGACACGGCCAUGGCCUACUUCACAGCCAAACAGGGCUACACCACCCACACUCUGCGGCUUCACUCCUGCUGGGAAAUCACCAAUCACGGUGUGGUCAACAUGGUGCACAGCCUCCCCAACCUGACUGCCCUCAGCCUCUCCGGCUGCUCCAAGAUCACAGACGACGGUGUGGAGCUGGUCGCUGAGAACCUGCGGAAGCUCCGCAGCCUGGACCUGUCCUGGUGCCCUCGGAUCACCGACAUGGCCCUGGAGUACAUCGCCUGUGACCUGCAUAAACUGGAAGAACUGGUGUUGGACAGGUGUGUGCGGAUCACAGACACUGGGUUGGGCUACUUGUCCACCAUGUCGUCAUUAAGGAGCCUCUAUCUGCGCUGGUGCUGUCAGGUACAGGACUUUGGUCUGCAGCAUUUGUUUGGAAUGAGGAGUCUUCGCCUACUGUCUCUUGCAGGCUGCCCCCUGCUGACCACCACCGGCCUGUCAGGCCUCAUCCAGCUGCAGGAGCUUGAGGAGCUGGAGCUGACCAAUGCCCCGGAGCACCGCCGAGCUCUUCAGUAUUACUCCCAGCACUGCCCCACUUUGCAGCUGGUCAUCGAGAAGACCGCCGACGCCACCCACCCACCCCCACCCCCACCCCCCCCCCCCCCCCACCCACCGACCCCCCAGACCUCCGCCGCCGCCACACUUCCAACUCCUCCUCCUUCCUCAGUCUUUUCUCUUCAAAUGACAACCGGAGACUGAACGCUCCGACCGUACCACUCUCUUCCUCAUCACCCCCCCCCCCCCCGCCCUCCACCCUGCCGUUUCCUCCCACACCCCCAUUGAGUAGUCUGACCCACAGGCGGACAGCGAGGCAGGAAGGCAGACGAUGGGACCGCCGCACCCAGAAGACGACGGGAGGGCAUUGGAGCUUCAUUUGAGAAGGACGCCGGAGGGGGAGGGCUUGGUGGGACGUCUUGUCCAACAGCAAGUUCCUCUUUCAGAACCACCGAAGGCUUUUGUUUUGAUCCCGGAGGAGGGCUUCUCUAAACACUUUGACGAUUUCAGCUGAAUGGAUACUGAAGGGAGGGACAUGCACAUAUCCAGAGGAAUUGGGAAAAGGGACUUUGGUGUUUGAGCCGAUGUAGUGGAACUCAGACACACUGUAAACACACUCACACACAUACUGUAUAUGGUAAGUGAAGUCCUCAAGACCAUGAGUACUUUCUAUUUUCAUCACUCGGUGUAAUACAACGCUGUUAUUUUUUUUCAGAAAGUAUCAAAAGGUCCGUUUUUCUCUUGUUAAGAGAGGACACCACCGCCAGCUGGAGAGGAAAAGGACACUCAGAGAGAAUUUAAAGACGUGAACGACAGGGAUGGAAUU
Etheostoma spectabile (orangethroat darter) is the source of this 2667-nucleotide messenger RNA. It is a transcript of the gene fbxl16, whose product is annotated as F-box and leucine-rich repeat protein 16. The transcript has 7 exons. Bases 390 to 2045 code for a protein of 551 amino acids. NCBI's taxonomy places the organism in Eukaryota, Metazoa, Chordata, Actinopteri, Perciformes, Percidae. The record is from RefSeq and is a predicted model, not a curated record. Gene Ontology annotation, cellular component: SCF ubiquitin ligase complex. Gene Ontology annotation, biological process: SCF-dependent proteasomal ubiquitin-dependent protein catabolic process. Gene Ontology annotation, molecular function: protein binding.